Molecule: messenger RNA, 2281 nt
Organism: Rubroshorea leprosula
Lineage: Eukaryota; Viridiplantae; Streptophyta; Magnoliopsida; Malvales; Dipterocarpaceae
Source: the annotation of a GenBank genome assembly
CUGCUCUUCUCCAUUUCUCAUUUCUUCUCUCCUGUUUGAGUGCUUCUUAAACUCGGGGUUUCCAUUCCAAGGUGUUUUUGUUUGGUCAAAGUUUGAAACUUUUUUGAUUCAACUGUUUUGAGAUUUUUCUUGGGUGAGAUUAUGGAUAAGAGGUUCAGAGGGCAUUUAGGUUCCAUAAAUGGGAACCAAAUGAGAAGUCAACCCCAAUCAGCAUAUCCAAAUGAACCCAUAUCAAAUUUCUGUAUUCAAAACAUUGUUGCUGCACCCAGACUUGAGAAUAACAUACCAGAUCACAGGUUUAAGGGAGUUAAUUACCACCGACCCGAUCCAAAUUCAAGUAAGGUAGCAACAAGUUCAAGUGUGAACCAUGAGGAAUAUUCCCUAGAGGACUGUGAUUUCUCAGACGCAGUUUUAAGAUACAUAAACAAAAUGCUCAUGGAAGAAGAUAUGGAGGAAAAGACAUGUCUGCUUCAAGACUCUUUUAAACUUCAAGCUGCUGAGAAGUCACUCCAUGAGGUUCUAGGCAAGAAAUACCCACCUUCUCUUGAACAAAAUGUUCAUGAAAACAGGGACAGCCCAAAUGAUAGUUUCAUGCAAAAUUUGAGCGAAUAUCAAUCACCAAAAUUUCCCAUUUAUAGCAACAUAUCUCAGUCAACUUGUAGUGUGGUCACUAGUACUGUGGAUGGACUUGCAGACUCUCAAAAUAGUACUAUUCAUGCCCCUGAUUGGAAUGACAAGAUUCAAACCAUUUGCCAAUUCAAGAAAGGGGUUGAAGAGGCUACUAAAUUUCUUCCUAUAGGAAACAAUCCAUUUGUGAAUUUUGGUGUCACUGUGGUGGAGCCUCCAGAACUUAAUGUGGGGACAAAUGAUUUGGUGUUGAAGGAAAAGAAAAAGGAUGAGUGUGAAGACUCAGCUAGUGGGAUGAGCGGAAGGAAGAACCUUAGCGCAAAGAAUCUUGUUGCAGAAGAAGAAAGAAGCCAAAAGCAGAUAGCAAUUUAUCCAGACCUCUCUGUACGAUCAGAGCUAUUUGAUAUGGUGUUGCUUUCUGAUUCCUUGCCAGGCCAAACAGCAAUAUCUACCCAAUGGGAAACAUUGCAGAAUGGAACAGGCAAACUUCUGCUAAAGAAUGGACGAUCCAAGGUAACUAAAAGUGGAAAGGGCCGUCGUAAGAAACAAAAUGGGAAAAAGGAGGAGGUGGACGUGAGAGCACUCUUGAUUCGUUGUGGACAAGCUAUUGCAGCGGAUGACCACCAGAAUGUGAAUGAAUUGCUGAAGCAAAUCAAGCAGUAUGCUUCAUUAGUUGGGGAUGGAAAUCAGAGAUUAGCCCAGUGCUUUGCUGAUGCUCUUGAUGCACGCUUGGCUGGUACUGGUAGCCAAAUCUAUAAAGGCAUUGUUAGUAAAAGAACAUCCACUGCUGAUAUAUUAAGAGGGUAUUGUGUACAUGUAGCUCGGCUCUCCAUGAGACAAGGUGGACCACCAAAGCUUCGGAUUACAGGAAUUGAUAUUCUUGAACCUGGCUUUAGGCCAGCUGAGCGGGUUGAAGAAACAGGACUCCGCUUAGCAGCCUAUGCUAAAGAGUUCAAGGUUCCAUUUGAGUUCAAUGGUAUAGCAAAGAGAUGGGAUGCCAUCAAAGUUGAGGAACUCAAGAUUGAUGAGGAUGAAGUGAUUGCUGUUAACUGUUUGUAUCGUGCUAAGUGCUUGCUUGAUGAAUCUGCAGCAGUAGACAGUCCAAAAAAUGUUUUUCUCAAUUUGAUAAGGCAAAUCAAUCCAGAUAUUUUCAUCCAUGGGAUUGUCAAUGGGGGCUACAAUUCUCCCUUUUAUGUUACAAGGUUUCGAGAGGCUUUGUUUCACUUCUCUGCAAUGUUCGAUAUGCUUGACACCCUUGUACCUCGUGAUAAUCCAGAUAGGUUGCUCAUUGAGAGAGAUCGCUUCAGGAUAGAGUCUUUGAAUGUUAUUGGUUGCGAAGGCUGGGAGAGAGUGGAGAGGCCGGAGACAUACAGACAGUGGCAAAUCCGUAACCAAAGGGCUGGGUUUGUACAGUUCUCAAUUGAUAGAGAGACAGUUAAAGAGGCGAUUCAUCGAGUAAGGUCUCACUACCACAAGGAUUUCAUGAUUGAUGAAACUAGCAAGUGGCUUGUACAAGGAUGGAAGGGAAGGACUCUAUAUGCCAUUUCCACUUGGAAGCCAGCACAGAGAGCUUCGAUAUUGUCUUAUAAUGAUUGACAUACUGCCACUAAAAGCAUAGCUGCUCUAGCAGGAAUAAUUAAGGACCUAAGGUAAU